Molecule: messenger RNA, 1092 nt
Organism: Eimeria mitis
Lineage: Eukaryota; Apicomplexa; Conoidasida; Eucoccidiorida; Eimeriidae
Exons: 2
Coding region: 1-1092 (363 amino acids)
Source: RefSeq, a predicted model, not a curated record
AUGGGGAGUCAGCGGCGUGGCCCAGGUACUUGGUUGCGGAAGGUGUUGAACCCGCAGGAAAUGGAAGGCGCAGCAGCACAACUAAACCCAGAGGACGCAAACAACAAUGCGGAAGUCGCUAAGGAAGGAAGAGCUUUUCAUUCGUGGAGGCCCCGUGGGAAAUUGCAUCCAGCAAAUAAGGUGAUGAUGGUUGCUGUCGCAGUGAUGUUGGCAACAGGGGCUCGUUACAUUAUGUCAAGAAAGGCACAAUCCUACCUAAAGAGGUCAGAGCUACCUCUGGACGAUGUGAGCGUGGAGAAGUACAUGAACGAUUUGGACGAAGCGGUAGGGAAAAUGGAAGAUGCUUGGGAGAGCGCAGAAUCUCGUGUGCAGCAAGCUUUUAAAAUACACUUCACACCGUCGCUUGAGGAUGGCCAAGAGCUCCUGGAAGAUCCGCUGGCGACCAUCAUAGAUCAUGUGGACAAGAUGCAGGAAUGCGAAAUUUCAUCUGUUUCUUCUAUGGAGGCGCGGAGGGGCUUCGUCCAACACCUGCAGCUGUUACAGAGCAUUUGCCGCACAGUGACGCUUCGCUUAGGUGAGCUGGAGAGCUACGUCAGUGCGAACAAGAUAUUUGACGUGCCUGUUCCUGUUCUUGACCACGGCGAGCCCUCUAGUGACCCUGCGCUUGAAGGACAUCAAGGAAUGGCAGAGUGUGACUGGACAGCUUCUGAUUUCUUGGAUUCUUUUGGGCUGUUUGGUGGUGAUAGCCAACGAACAGUAGAUAAGCAUUUAUGUAAUAAACUCGCAUGGGCAUUGCAGACUGAGAAGACGUUUAACGACUCCAAUUCGAGAGUCCGACAUUAUUUCAUUCCUAGCCUUGAACCCUUUGGAGGAGACGGCGCUCUCAACCCUGCCCAUGCCCCACAAAAGCUGAGCCGAAUUGCAAACAAUUGGACGGACAAAGGGGUACUGUUGGCUGCAGAGCAGCAAGAAAAAGAAAAUGCGAACAAGAUCCAAAACCGGCUGAAGACUAAGAGGGAGCAAAUGCGACUGCUGCUGAAGAAAGGGAUACCGAAGGACGAUUUGGUGAUGAGUGCAUUAUUCCUUUUAUAG